Molecule: messenger RNA, 2480 nt
Organism: Magallana angulata
Lineage: Eukaryota; Metazoa; Mollusca; Bivalvia; Ostreida; Ostreidae
Exons: 6
Coding region: 195-2165 (656 amino acids)
Source: RefSeq, a predicted model, not a curated record
ACACUACCUGAGGCAUCGUCGGAUACCCACGGGUGAUCGCGUCUUUUACUUAUCACCCGUGGGCAAACCAGCCGAAAUAUCGCUGUAAAAUAUGCAAAUUCGUUCAUAUUGAACAACCAAUCAGAAACUCUGAUAGUAAAUUUGGAACUCUUCAGUUUUGAAAAUACGUUUUGUUGUUAACUAAACAUGCAACAAUGGCGGCGCCCAUGAAGACGUGUGGUUUUUGUAAGAAAAAUAUCCGGGAUAAAUCUUACAGGUCCUUAGCAUCAAAUAUUAGCCAAGAUCACUAUGGAAAUAUUUUCAAAAUACUGGGAAUAGCUAUGACUGGCGUUCUUUGCAAUCAGUGUGUGAAUAAACUGAACAGAAUAAGGAAAUUAAAUGGGGACAUUGAGACGAAAGUUGUGUCGUUAACAGAAGAACGCGACAAACUUUUAGCGACACUCAAAACAAUGCCAGGCAUUGUUCAACAGUGUGUAAGUACGCCUAGAAGAGGGGAAAAAAGACCGUUAGUUAAACAAACGCCGACACCAAGGUCAAGGCUCAAGAAAAGUUUAUUUUCCACACCUACCCGUAAAUGUAGUCCUGCACCUAAAGUCACACCAGAGAAAAGGGUUGUAACUCAAGUCACAAGGUCAACGCAGACAAAACAACCACGAGAAGAUUUUGAUGUUAAGAUCACAGUCAAGUACCCACAUGGUGAACGCUCCAAGUAUGUUAACACUGAACCUGAAAAAUCAGCCUUGAAAGCUAUGAUGAACAGCAAGAAACCUGAAGCAAUUAUGAAACAUUACAGGAAAAAUGAUAAAUACAAGGAUGCUAUUGUGAAUGUUGUGAAAAAAGAGAUUCAGAAAGAAAUUAAUGUUCUUGUUAGAAGAAAUGGAAAUGUCUUCCAAAAUCAAAGUUCAGAAAACCUUCUUAAAUUUGAUUGGACAGCUGUUUCUCAUGAAUUUCAAGCCAAAGCUCCUUACUUGCAUAAUAUUCUAUGUGGUGCGGCUAACCUGGAUUUGAGAACCAAGAAAAAGUUGCCUGGUGUGAUAACCUCUGCAGCUAUAUUACUUUACACAAGAUCCCAAGGACUUAAUCAGCUGCAGUAUAUCUUAGGACUUAUUGCAGACAAAUGUGGAAUGACCAAAGAGGGUUUGAAAAUACUUCAUGAUCUUGGUGUAGUUGUGUCGCCUACAAGCAUAAUGAAAAAGAAAAAACAACUUGUGAAACAGCAAGAAAAACAGAUUAUGGAAACAGUUUCAACAUAUGUAAAUCACAAACAAGAGUUCACAAGGAAUGCUUCAGGACUGUCUCCUACUGCAGGGCUUGAAAGUGAUACAGAAGUAACUUCGCUUGCUGCUUGUGGAGACAGUGAGACACAAGGCUUACCGUGCCAUGCUGCUGUUGUUGAAAGUGAAGCAGACAAAACACAGUACCAUACUGGUAGAACUGAAAGUAGUGCAGAAAACAAUUUGCUUUUUUCUGCUGCAUGUGAAAAUGAUGAUAAAUCUGAUACAGGAGAUCAUUUAGUUCAGAACAUUAUUUCAAAACCAAAGCCAAUAGAAAUUCUUGGGGAUAAUUUGGACGUCACGAUCAGUCCAGCAAAGAUGACCAUGGAGAAACAGCGCAAGAGCUUACACUGGUUCCUAGUCAUGGCCAAGCAAAAACGAAUUACAGCAGAGGACUUGAAUUUACCGUCCGAUAUGUUGAGAGAAAGAAAUGAUGUUUUACGUGUACCAACAAAUAGUUGGAUACCAUCGAUGGUACAGACUGACAGCCUUUGUAAAAACAUUGUUUUCCAUGUAUCUCACAUCCUGCUGAAGUAUAUUGAGUUUUUGAAACCUGCAAGUGCAAGCUUUCCAACUUAUAUUUCACAUCCAUACAUGGAGAAGACAAAGGAGAAGUCUAUUUUUCUCAAUUGUGACCUAAUUGAAGCCAGUGAGAAUUCUUCUCAAGGCAUGAUUACUAUACUUCAAAGAAUCCAUCACCUAGCAGUUCCACAUGUAGACAAUGAAACGCCAGAAAGAAUUGUGUUCGGUGGAGACGUUCUGACGAAUGAGAGAGCUUUUUCUGCGCAGGAGGCCAUGCAGAAUGUCCCAUCUGAAUUUGAGAGCCUUAGUGGAUUAAUUCACAGGCCAGAGGGAUUGCACAGGGAAAUGAACUUUCUUUUGGUAUACUGAGAGUGGAUGUUUCAAAAGUUGACAGUUCAAAAAGUUUGAAGUUUAUUUUUCACCUUGUUCACAUAGCAUUUACCAACUCUUCUACAAAGAAAAAAGCUCAUCAGAUGUUGGGACAUUAUACCAACUUCGCAAUCUCAUAAACAGAAGAGAUGUUUCAGGACCUGAUGAAGUAAUCAAUAAAUUCAGGCCACAUCACCAGUUCAUUGAUGACGUCACGGAUGGGUACAUUGUAGGAGCUUUCCUGGAUACCAUGGACAUGGAUGACAUCAGUUCAACACCUGUAGAUGCACCUGUGUUUUCUAUGAUGAAUAUCAA